AAUAAGAAGAGUGCAGCUGAGAGCAUGUUGGAUGUGGCUCUCCUGAUGGCCAACGCCUCCCAGCUUAAGGCAGUGCUGGAGCAGGGACCACAUUUGUCCUUUUAUGCCCCCAUCGUCACCCUAAUCAGCAUCUCCCUGUGUCUGCAGGUCACAGUCGGGGUCCUGCUUAUCUUCAUAGUAAGAUGGAACCUGAAUGAUGAACAAAAGCACCGGAGGCUGAACACUUUGGAAAACUUGGCCACGGGCCUGGUUUUCAUCAUCGUGGUGGUUAACAUCUUCAUCACAGCCUUUGGAGUCCACCAGCCAAACGGCAGCAACUGACCAAGAACACUCACAGGUAUCCUUUUAGCUCUUUGUUUUCACCCUCUUACUCUGCUCCCAUCUCUAUUCAAACUGGUGUUUUCUCUCUUGCCUCUCUGUGCAGUUUGUUCCUAUAGACAUCCAUGUAGUCAGCAUGUUUUUGGUCAUUCCCCUCCCUGACCUACAAACACACUGACCUCUCCAGGACCACAGAGAA
Messenger RNA from Scophthalmus maximus (turbot), 517 nucleotides. Its product is annotated as ninjurin-1-like. The coding region runs from base 25 to 321 and encodes 98 amino acids. The transcript has 2 exons. Gene Ontology annotation, biological process: tissue regeneration; cell adhesion. Gene Ontology annotation, cellular component: membrane. The record is from RefSeq and is a predicted model, not a curated record. Lineage: Eukaryota; Metazoa; Chordata; Actinopteri; Pleuronectiformes; Scophthalmidae.